Molecule: messenger RNA, 4137 nt
Organism: Epinephelus fuscoguttatus (brown-marbled grouper)
Lineage: Eukaryota; Metazoa; Chordata; Actinopteri; Perciformes; Serranidae
Gene: atp8b3
Product: ATPase phospholipid transporting 8B3
Exons: 29
Coding region: 342-3809 (1155 amino acids)
Biological process (GO): phospholipid translocation; Golgi organization
Cellular component (GO): plasma membrane
Molecular function (GO): ATP binding; ATPase-coupled intramembrane lipid carrier activity; magnesium ion binding
Source: RefSeq, a predicted model, not a curated record
GCGAGAGGAAGGCGGGGAAGGGAACAUGCAGAGGAGGGAGGGGGAUGGAUGAAACAGGUGUGUGUUAUGAAAAGCAGCCGAAGAAUGGUUAUCAAAACAACCAUGUUGAAAUGUCUAGUUGUGGUUUGUGGAGCUCCGUGAUUGAUGGCUCAGCUGUGUCACCUGGAUGCAAAUACCACACAGCGCCCAUGGAAUAUACCGGCUAACAACGCAGGUUUGAUUCAGAUGUUUGGAUCUGAGCAUCCGCGGUGCCCUCCCACCAGGAUUGCUCAUCCAGCUUCCAGCAGAGAUUCAACCAGAAGAGCUGCAUAACCGAAGACUAUAAACGUCUCCUCUGCAUCAUGGCCAUGGAAAGUGUUGAAUCUGGCCUCACAUGGGAGGUGAGGGCAAACAGCCGCCACUACCACCAACACAAACAGAAGAAAUCCUUUCUGUGCUUCCGCUGGGGGCGAUACGCGGACAAUGUGGUCCGCAGCUACAAGUACUCCCCCCUGACCUUCCUGCCCCUGACGCUGUUUGAACAGUUCCAGCGAGCGGCCAAUCUCUACUUCCUCCUCAUGGUGGUGUUGCAGUGCGUUCCUGCCAUUUCAUCCAUACCUUGGUACAUCACCAUCAUCCCGCUGUUCAUCGUACUCUCUGUGAGAGCAAUAAAAGACCUUGCCAACGACAUGGCAAGGAGACGCAGCGACUCAGAGAUCAACUCCCGACCCUGUGACGUACUCAUCUCCCAGAGUUUCAGCAGAGCACAGUGGAAAGAGCUGCGUGUGGGAGAUGUGCUGCGGAUCCACAAAGAUCAAGUCAUCCCUGCUGACCUUCUCCUCCUGUGUAGUUCAGAACCUCACAGUCUGUGUUAUGUGGAGACAGCAGAUAUCGAUGGAGAGACUAACCUCAAGUUCCGGCAGGCGCUCAGUGCUACACACAACGAGCUGACCUCUCACCCCUCAGAGGAGAUGCUUGCUGCCUUUGAUGGUGUCGUGCUCUGUGAGGAGCCCAACAAUCGCCUGUACACCUUCAGAGGCCAGCUGCACUGGCGAGGAGAGUGUCUCCUGCUGGACAACGAGCACAUCCUCCUCAGGGGAACAGUCCUACGCAACACAGAGUUUGCCUACGGCUUGGCUGUAUACACUGGCGCGGACACCAAGAUCCUGAGGAACUGCGGGAAACUGAGAGUGAAGAGGACUCAGACGGAAAAAGUUUUCAACAGAGUGGUGAUCGGGAUCGUCCUGUCCGUGCUGCUGGCAGCUCUGCUCCUUGCCAUCGGCGGUGGUGUGUUUUCGAGUUGGGUCAUGAGCCAUACAGGGGUUUCAUCUGCUCUGGUGGUUAACGGCAAUCCCGUCUACACCGGGUUCCUCGUCUUCUGGAGCUACAUCAUCCUGCUCAGCCCGGCCAUGCCGAUUGCUCUCUACAUCUCGUUUGAGGUGAUCCACACGGUCCACAGCCUGUUUAUUGGCUGGGAUAUGGAGAUGUAUUGGCAGCAGGCAGACAGACCGGCCCAGGCCAGGAAUACCUCACUGAAUGAGGAGCUCGGCCAAGUGGGAUACCUGCUGAGUGACAAAACUGGGACACUAACACAGAACCGUCUGCUCUUCAGACAAUGCUGCAUAGCUGGGGAGAUCUACGGUGAUGCAUCAGUCAGGGCAGAGGAGACAGAGCCGAUGGACUUAAGCUGGAAUCCAUACGCCCGCGGUGGUCUCUACAUGUCGGCUCCUAGCCUGGUGGAGAGGCUCAGAGGACAGCAGUGUCCAUUCAGCAGACAGUUCCUCAGUGCGCUGUCUUUAUGUCACACUGUCAUGGCAGAGUGGAAAGAAGAGGCUCCAGUUUACCAGGCUGCGUCCCCAGAUGAGGAAGCGCUUGUUGGUGCAGCCAGGGAGCUGGGCUGGGUCUUUCUCUCCAGGACAAGAGAAUUUAUCAUUGUCUCCGAGCUGGGCGUCACUCGCCAGUACGAGCUGCUCGCACUGCUGGACUUCACCAGCAAGAGAAGACGCAUGUCCGUACUGGUGCGGGAGCCGGAGGGUGGGUUAAAGCUGUACUGUAAAGGGGCAGACAUAGUGAUCCUGGAGAGACUGCAGAAGGACUCUCCAUAUCAGGAAAGGACUGAAAGUGCCCUGGAGUUGUUUGCCCAGGCCUGUCUGAGGACUUUGUGUGUUGCGGUUCGAUCUGUUCCUGAGGCAUCAUGGGAGCAGUGGAGUAAGACUCUGGCCCAGUCUGCUGCCAUGGCGACCUGUGACCGUGAAGCAGUGCUGGAAAGGCUGUAUGAUCAGAUGGAGAGAGAGCUGCAGCUUCUGGGGGUGACAGCGAUAGAGGACCGGCUUCAGGAGGGUGUUCCUCAGACUAUUGCUCUGCUUCAACAGGCUGGGCUUAAAGUAUGGGUUCUGACAGGGGACAAAAAAGAGACUGCAGUGAACAUUGGAUAUUCUUGCAAGCUACUGGAUCCUAAUACCAGAUUACUGGAAUGGCAGGAGCUGAGACAGAUACUCCAGUCCCCAGACCCAGGGGUCAGUUUCUUCAAGGCCAGACAGACAGAGCUGUGGGCUGUAGACAAGCAGACGGCUGGAGCAAAGACUGCUGUGGUCCUCACUGGGCCUGAGCUGGCAGAGUUUGACCAGAGACCAGAGUGGGGGGCCACAUUCAUGAGCCUGGCAGAACAGUGUCAAUCGGUGCUAUGCUGUCGCGUAACACCCGGACAGAAGGCAGACAUCGUCACGCUAGUCAGGAAACACACCCGCUCAGUCACCAUGUCCAUCGGGGACGGUGCCAAUGAUGUGAACAUGAUCAAGACGGCUCAUGUUGGUGUGGGACUGGAGGGGGUGGAGGGAGGUCAGGCGGUGCAGAACGCAGACUUUGCAUUGUCCCAGUUCAGAUUUCUGCAGAGGCUGCUGCUGGUCCACGGCCGCUGGUCCUACAGACGCAUUUCCCUCUUCUUGCGCUACUUCCUGUUUAAGACCUGUGGGUUUGCGCUUGUGCACAUAUGGUUUGGUUUCUUCAAUGGCUUCAGUGCUCAGUCUCUGUAUGAGACAUGGUUCAUCGCUUGUUACACUGUCUUCUACACAGCAGCCCCAAUUAUGUGUGUGGCCUUCUUUGAACAGGACGUGAGCGCAGACAGCAGCCUGAAAUGGCCGGAGCUGUACAAGUCUGGACAGAGACAGAAGCUGUCCAGCCCUCUCAUGCUGUGCUUAUCCCUCCUGUAUGCUGUCUACACAUCAUUCGUUCUCUUCUUCAUCCCGUUUGGGGUCUUUUACAACACAGCCUAUGACUACCAGACCAUGGCUGUCACUGUCUCUAUGGCAGCCAUGUUCACUGCAACCAUCGAGGUGACGCUGCUGACCAGAUACUGGACGAAGUUCAACAUAGCAACCGUGUGUGUUUCUGUGGUGUUUUUCUUCAUCUGCACCAGGAUCACCCACAGCGCCCGCAUAUUUGAGAGAUCACCCAGCGACUAUUACUUUAUCGGUGCGUCUGAUAAGGCCUUCAUCGAUCCACUUGUGUGGCUCACAGCUCUGCUCACUACCUGGACGGCUGUUUUGCCCUCAAUAACCGCUCGUGCUCUCAAUGUCAUCCUCACCAUGCAUGACAAGCACAAGGUCCACAAUGUGCCCGGUCAGCAAGUGGAGCUGAAGUCAAAGUUUAGAAGGGGAACGUCUGCUCGCCGUUCCUCUUAUGCCCUCUCUCAGGGGGCGGGGCCUGGACGUCUCAUCACUUCAGGGACCUGCAUCCGCAGCACAGUGCCGACGGUGGAUGAGAAGGUGACUGCAAGUACUGAAUCAGGAGUACAAAUUGACAUGAAGGACACUAGCGUUGCACCAAAUUGAACAUGAAUAAUGAUAAUGAUAAAGUUUAGCUUUUGAUAUGGGACAAUAUUUCACGUAGAUUGUUACUGCAACAUAGAAUUGAGAGGAUGAAUCGCUAUGUGUCUGCACCUCAUCGUCUAAUCAUCUGUGUGUGCAGUUCUUGCCUGCGCUCAUCUUUUGUACAGCUAUUUUCCAAUAAAGUAAAUGUUGUAAUAUACAAAGUACAUUAUGUGCUAUAAAUCUUGUUUAUUGUCUUUACAUAGACGGUUUACCUCUGCAUGAAUAUCUCUGAUCUUUGUUGUUUGAGACUGUUGUGGUAAAAAUCAAAUCAUCUGCCGGCGGUCACAGG